AUAAUGGCUUGUCGCGGCUGCUGCUGCUGCGGCUUCGGGCUACUGAACGAGGACAACGCGAGGUUCCUAAUGCUGGCGCUGCUUAUCAUUCUUUACCUGCUAUGUGGAGCCGCCGUCUUCUCCGCUCUCGAGCAGCCCAAAGAGAAGCAAGCGAAGGAGAGGUGGAUGCACAGGUUCGAACACUUCAGCCAGAAACACAACCUCAGCAGGAAGGAGCUGGAGAAUUUCCUCAGAUUCUACGAGGAAGCGAACGUUGCGGGGAUUCGCGUGGACGCCACCAGACCGCGGUGGGACUUCACGGGCGCCCUCUACUUCGUGGCGACCGUGGUUUCGACCAUAGGAUUUGGAAUGACCACCCCGACAACUAUGGGUGGCAAGAUCUUCCUGAUUUUUUAUGGACUUAUUGGCUGUGCAGCCACCAUACUUUUUUUUAAUCUCUUCCUGGAGCGGCUCAUAACCUUGUUGGCCGUUGUGCUCAAGUCAUGCUAUGAACAUCAGCGGCGGCGCAAGGCAAUACUCCCCCAUGGAGGCCAGCAUAGCCAUGGUGCUACUAGUGGUCCUGAGGCCCAGGGUGAUAGCCUGGCUGGAUGGAAACCCUCAGUCUACUAUGUGAUGCUCAUUCUUUGUCUGGCAGCUGUACUGGUGUCGUGCUGUGCCUCAGCCAUGUACUCAGCUGUGGAGGACUGGAGCUACUUCGACUCUCUGUACUUCUGCUUUGUGGCCUUCAGUACUAUUGGCUUUGGGGACAUGGUAAGCGGCCAGCGGCAGGUAUAUGAAUACCAGGCCGCUUACUGCUUAGGCAACUUCCUGUUCAUCCUUGCGGGUGUUUGCUGCAUCUAUUCACUCUUUAAUGUCAUCUCCAUCGUCAUUAAACAGGUUCUCAAUUGGAUCUUGAGAUGGCUAGUACCUCCUCGCUGUGGCCACACCUGCCACCCAGGGGUUGGGCUGGGACCACGACGCAAUGCUGUGGGUCCACAUCGUACCUACCCCCGCCACAACAUCUCUAUUGAGACUGAUGCUGUUAAUGACAGUGAAGAGAUGGAUGGGCGCCGCAUGUCUGGAGAAAUGAUCUCCAUGCGGGACUUCUUGGCAGCCAACAAAGUCAACUUAGCUAUUAUGCAGAAGCAGCUCUCUGAGACAGCCAAUGGCCACCCCCGCCAGUCAGGCUCCUGUUCUCGGCACAAUGGCUUCUCAGAAGGUGUUGGUGCUUUGGCCAUCAUGAAUAACAGACUCGCGGAGACAAGUGUAGACAGGUGA
This is a messenger RNA of Scleropages formosus (Asian bonytongue), 1257 nucleotides long. RefSeq names its product potassium channel subfamily K member 13-like. Bases 4 to 1257 code for a protein of 417 amino acids. NCBI's taxonomy places the organism in Eukaryota, Metazoa, Chordata, Actinopteri, Osteoglossiformes, Osteoglossidae. The transcript has 2 exons. Gene Ontology annotation, cellular component: plasma membrane. Gene Ontology annotation, biological process: stabilization of membrane potential; potassium ion transmembrane transport. Gene Ontology annotation, molecular function: potassium ion leak channel activity; outward rectifier potassium channel activity. The record is from RefSeq and is a predicted model, not a curated record.